Electrophorus electricus (electric eel) is the source of this 1368-nucleotide messenger RNA. It is a transcript of the gene fhl5, whose product is annotated as four and a half LIM domains 5. Gene Ontology annotation, molecular function: transcription coregulator activity. Lineage: Eukaryota; Metazoa; Chordata; Actinopteri; Gymnotiformes; Gymnotidae. The record is from RefSeq and is a predicted model, not a curated record. Gene Ontology annotation, cellular component: Z disc; nucleus.
GGUCUUUUCGAUGCAUCCAGUUGAUCCCAUCCCACCCUAUGCCUGGUUGUCACCCUGCACGUCUCCACUCACAGCACCUCUGAACUGCUCAGCACUGCACUGAAGCGAUGUCCACUGAACGAUUUGAUUGCCAUUACUGCAAAGACUCGCUGCUUGGUAAGAAAUACAUUUUAAAAGAAGACACGCAAUAUUGCACCAAGUGUUAUGAGAACCUCUUUGCCAACUCCUGUGAAGAAUGCUCUUUGCCAAUUGGGUGCAAUUGCAAGGAUCUAUCAUACAAGGACCGCCACUGGCACGAGAACUGCUUCAAGUGCGCCAAAUGCAGCCGUUCCUUGGUGGAGAAAGCGUUUGCUGCUAAGGAUGAGUUGCUCCUCUGCACAGAGUGCUACUCCCAUGAGUACUCCUCAAAGUGCACUACCUGCAAGAAAACUAUCAUACCAGGCUCACGGAAAAUGGAGUACAAAGGAAACAGCUGGCAUGAGACCUGCUUUCUGUGUCAGCGCUGUCAGCAGCCAAUAGGAACCAAGUCCUUCAUCCCCAAAGAUAACAGCUACUUUUGCAUCCCCUGUUUCGAGAAGCAGUUUGCCUAUCAGUGCUGUGCCUGCAAAAAAGCCAUUACUACUGGUGGGGUCACUUACCAUGACAAGCCGUGGCAUCGGGAAUGUUUUACAUGCAUCGGAUGCAAGAAGCAACUGGCAGGACAGCGCUUCACGUCCAGGGAAAACUACCCCUACUGCCUGGAUUGCUUCAGCAACCUGUAUGCAAAGAAAUGUGUGGGUUGCACCAAACCCAUCACGAGUUUGGCGGGAGCAAAGUACGUCUCGUUCGAGGAGCGACAGUGGCACAGCGAAUGUUUCGCCUGCAUGCAGUGUUCCGUGUCUCUGGUGGGCCGCGGCUUUCUCACCGAGCGCGACGACAUUCUCUGUACUGAAUGCGGCCGUGAGAAGUGACCUCACAUGGUGAAUCGCGGCUCCGCACUGUGCAAACGUGGCAUCCAACCUGAGCCGACCGAGUCCCGCUGUCCAAGCCGACAGACUUUACCUUCAGACUUGUUUGCAGAGCCGUUUUUUUCACUGCGAAGCUAAUGUAUGGCUUUUACUAUACACUGGGGCAUUUCAGUUUGAAUUACAAUAACCUGUAUUUGUUAAGUAGAUUUGAAUUAAGUCUGUAGAAAAAAAAUUAGAUUUUGUUAUUCACAGAAUUUGUUCUUUCGUGGCAUCUCUAUAAGUUAGCAGGGUACUUUUGAGCAAUUGUCAACAUCUACUGUAAAAUAUUUCAUUUGCAAAAUAAAAAUGCUUACUGGUGUUGGAAGAUCUGUCACUCUUUGAAAAAUGAAUACAUUCGCUUACACAUUCCACAUUCUCUGUA